Messenger RNA from Pyrus x bretschneideri (Chinese white pear), 1695 nucleotides. RefSeq lists its product as uncharacterized. The transcript has 7 exons. The record is from RefSeq and is a predicted model, not a curated record. The coding region runs from base 680 to 1501 and encodes 273 amino acids. NCBI's taxonomy places the organism in Eukaryota, Viridiplantae, Streptophyta, Magnoliopsida, Rosales, Rosaceae.
AGAAGCUCGGGGUUAAACUGAAAUCGCAAACAUUUUUCCCCUGACCUCUUCGUCUUUGUAAACUCUCCCCCUCCGACACACCCUCCCUCUCUCUCACUAAAUCUCUGUCACCCUCCCUCUUGCCCUCUUACCCUCUCGCCCCCUCGCACUCUCUAUUCCUCCUCCGACAAACCCUCACCACCACACACCCAUCUCCAGUGCUCCAGAGUCCCGUACCUAGGCCCACAAUCCAGUCCACCCAUCUCUGCUGCUAACAAGAUGUCAAACCUUAUUAGAAGUCGUAAGGCGGUGAUGACUGCACCCCGUUCAAUUCCCCCGCCUCCUCCGUCAGCUGCCACAGCUUUAGCAGAAAUGGACCACAGCCUGGUUGAUCCGGUUGGUCCCGGGGUAUCCCAGGCACCGAUGUCAUCAGCCUCAUCAGUGGUGUUACCUGUUAGCGCCAAGCGUGGUCACCGCCGCCCCUGCACACCUAACACGACUUCAGCAUCCACUACUAAUGCCUCGGGAUCACAACAAGGAAAAAUACCCGGGGACCUUGUCGCCAGUUAAAGACAGCUAAGGUCACCCGGGUGACCAACGGACGUAUCACGAUCGGAUACGAUGACGGGCAUCAGACUGCACCUACGAUGGAGCAGCAUAGUGCAUUGGCCCACGACAUUGGUCAUGUUGUUUGAACCUUAUGCCUUAUGCAAUGGAAGUCUUCGAAGGUGAUGCCAAACGGGUGAGGACGAAGGUGCGCUCAUAUUUGUUGACGAACUACAAUUUCGACGACAUCAACCACAAUAUGUUGGCCUACGUCAACAAGCUCUUCACUGAAUGGUACAAACAAUGGAAGAGCGACCUACACCAAUAUUUUGAGACAUUUGAUGAUUCGCAAGUUACUCUUGAGGAGGGUUGCCCGAAGGAGUUUGAUGACUGGGAAGAAAAUUGGAAGAAGGCAAAAGCCAACAAGAUCAAUUGGGGGAAGAAGACUCUUCUCCACCAUUCAGGUUCGAGGCCCUUCUCAUAUAGGAUGGAGGCGCAGCGGCAGGGAGGUUCAAAUUUUCCCGAGAUCGAUGUCUUUGGAUACGUUUAUGUUCAACCCAAGGAUGAGCUGGCCGAGUACCUUCAUACGACGAUGAUGGAGAAAAGGCGGUUGGUUCUUCAGGAAGUCGACUCCCAACUUCUUCCCAAGACUCCGCUCGAGUCUGGGGAUCCCCCCGAGGAUGCAGGGUUCCUGAUCGUUACAGAGACCUUAGAUUCAAUUCUCAGGUGGAGGCCGGGGAUGUAUUGUAGGGCAAUGGGGAAUGCUCGACGCCAGGAACCUAGAGCCUCUUUCUCAUCGCAGUUGAAGAGCGAGAUGGCAGCUUUGACAGCAGAGGUGGUCGACCUUAAGAUUGAGCUCGCCUUGUAUAAGAUGAAGAUGUCACUAAUCGUACAGGCCAUCAGUCAUUCCAGCAUUUGUCUUUCAGAUUUGUGUCUUCCAUCGACGUCUAAGCCCUUCCAACCCGAGUAUGCCUAGAACUCUGCCCCUUCGACCUCUGAGCCUUUCACCAACCCUGAGACCUUCUUGCCUCGAGAUUUCCAACCGCAUGCGAAUGAUGACCCUAUGGAUUACUCCACAUUAUUUUCUUAGUUUUUUUACUCCCUUACUUAUUAAACAUUUUCCUUGUACAUACAUUUUUUAAUUAUUUAAAUAAAUUAAUUUUCUCUUCA